UUCAGUGCGAGAAGUGACUUCGAACGGUUAACGAUGAAAAACUUUUUCGUCCCGUUAAAAAAUAAAUGAAAAGUCGGAGGAAAAUUACAUUUAAUUGAAUUAUAAAUAUGGUCUAGCAAAACUAAUUUAAAAUUGUGUAAUUUAAUGCCAAAGCAAUUAGUUGAAAACAAGCAUAAAAAGAGUUAAAUAAAAUUAAGUGGUCUGUGGAAGAAAAGGAAGAAAAUAUAAGAAAAAUCGCUUUUCCACCAAACACAAGCAGGAGAUUUUUUUUCUAAGGAAAAUUGAGUGAAGAAAACCAUCAACGAAGCAUAUGUGUUAUAAUAAAAAUGAGGGUGCUGUUACUGUUACUCUUCUCCUUCUACUGCCUACAAGGAUGUUACGGCUCUGAAGUUGAAACAAAAUCUGUAAUCCGUGGUCAAUCAACGACCCUAACAUGUCCUAUAGAUAUAACAAACUGUGGUGAGCUCCACUCCAUUAAAUGGUUUAAAGGAUCAGAACGAAUUGGUGUAGCUUCGGGCGAUGGGAAGUUUUCACAGGUGGAAGGUUCAAUCUCCGACAGACUUGCUAUCAAUUAUUCGCCUGGACGUUUUGUUAAGCUUGAUAUUAAAUCCAUACAAAUUGAUGACGAAGAUACUUAUUCGUGCGAAGUUACAUAUCUUGAGCCGCUCGAAACGUGCGACACGACUGGUGAAUAUCAAACGAACGUGAAUGUUGUCGUUCCACCUUCAUCUAUUCAAAUGAAGCGGAAAGAUGAUACACUUAUACGAAAUGGAACUACAAUAGGUCCAUUAAAGGAAGGUCAUCGAUUGGAAAUGAACUGUGAAGUUCGUGGUGCUCGACCUCAACCAACAAUUGGGUGGUAUCGAGGAGGAAGAAAGUUACCAGCUGAAGAGAGUGUCGAUCCCGAUGAUUUUAAUCGCGGUCUCUUUACAGUAAAUUCAAAGCUUAAGCUAAGUCUAUCACGUCAGGAACUUGGCAAGACGCUUGAGUGUCGUGUGAAAACAACAGACGAUGAUCCCAUUAUUUCAAAUCAAUUGUUCAUUGAUUUAGAAGUUCGUCCAACAGAAAUCCAUUUAGACGGAGUGAAAUCGCAUGUUGUUGAAGGAUCGAGAGUCUUAUUGCAAUGUCAUGUGCUCGGCGCAAGACCCGCUGCUAACAUUUCAUGGUAUAAUUCGUCGAAGCUAAUCGAUGAUUCAAAUAAACUGACAACGAUCAGCACAACAGCAUCACUUCAAAGCGAUGGAACAUUCGAAACAUCAAGUCAACUGAUAUUUACUGCCACAAGAUUCGAAAACGACGCUAUGAUUCGAUGUGAAGCAGAUAACAUUGUCAUGCGAAACGAUAUGGACAAACCAUUGCAGCAAUUUCUUAGUUUGGAAGUCAUGUAUCCACCUGUUGUGAGAGUUACACCUGAAAACAUGACGAUAAAUGAGACUGGAGAAUUUCUACUGUUCUGUUCGUAUGACGCCAAUCCAGCAUCGUUAGCAAGCAUAAGGUGGCUGCAAAAUAACUCAGUGAUUAAUUUAAAUCAAUCACGUUUUGACGGUGGCCAUCCAGAACAGACAGCACUGCUUGUGAAGAAUGCUACAAGAUAUGACAUUGGAUCUUAUUCUUGUGAACUCACGAAUCAAGUUGGCACGGGAACGAGCGAAAAUGGAGCUGUUAUUGACGUUCAAUAUAAGCCAACAGUAACGAUUCGCUUCGAGCCAACAUCGCCAAUAAUUGAGAAUGAUCAUGUGAAUGUGACUUUACAUUGCGAUGUUAACGAUGGAAAUCCUCGCAAAUUACUCAAAGUUCAAUGGAUGAUAGAUGGAAUGGUAUUGACGGAGUUGCCCGAGUGUAACGAAGAUUCAUUUGAUGAUGAUGCCGAUGAUGAUGAAGAUGAAGACGAUGAUGAUGAAGGAAAAUCACGUAAAAAUCAAAAUUAUUUCUGCUUCAUCGAUCCCACAAAAAUUCUCUUGCAAAACGUCAACCGAGAAUUCUUGGGCAAUUAUAGCUGCAGGGGAUUUAAUGCAGCAGGAUGGGGAGAUGAGAGUGAAUCCAAGCUGUUGGAUAUAUUUUAUGAGCCUGGUAAUGCGAGCAUUUCGGUUGAUCCGCCAAUUCCGUUGAAGGGCAAAAGUAUGGAGCUUUCAUGUUCAGUUGAAGAUUCUGGUAAUCCAAAGUCAACACGAUUUCACUGGUUGCGUGGCGACGAGCCAGUCAAAGAUAUUGUCACAUCCAUUUGGACCAUUGAUCCCGUCAUUUUAGACAGCAGAAAUAACUUCUCAUGCUAUGCUUUUAACGAUGGUGGAAAUGGCACUUUGGCUACCAUCUACAUCGAUGUUCAAGUGGCUCCAUCAUUCAUCAACAAUUUAUCGCCCUACACAGGCUUUCUUUAUUCAGAGCCAAAUGUUAUGCUCUCAUGUCGCGUUGAAUGUGUCCCAGAAUGUUCCAUCUUUUGGUUUCGUGACGGAAAUUUAAUCGACAACAACAAUCCGCGUUAUUAUAUAAAGAAAACUAUGAUGCCCGCUGACACAUAUACGGGCGACUUUGAGAGCGUCUUAUCAGAAUUGUAUUUCAAUAUUUCGGCAUGGCCGAAUCAUCGUUUGGAUAGUUCGAAAGACUCGGCAAACUACAGUUGCAGCUCUUCAAACAACUCAGUUGGUCUUGGCGUGAGAAGUGUAACAUCAUUUGGUGUUGAAUAUCCACCCGAAAAUGUAACUAUUACGCCAACAGAGGUGCAAGUGGUUGAAGGCAAAACACCAGCGUAUCUAUUAUGCAGUGCAUCAGCGCAUCCAAACCCACAAUUUCAUUGGAAGCGUUUUGGUUCUAAUGAUGUGUUGAUGAGCACAGCAGCUUUAAAGUUCACCAGGGGAUUGAAUCGAACGGACAAAGGCGUGUAUUCAUGUAUCGUUGAGAACAAACACGGCAGCAACGUCGCUAACAUUACAAUGAAUAUUUUAUACGCCCCCAACUGCACAAUCACUCGUAGUGAGGAAGAAGGAGACGAUACGCUGAUUUGCGUAGCCGAUGGCAAUCCAACUGACUAUAAAUACGAAUGGGACUUUAAAUCUGAAAAUGAAACGGAGAAUGAGAGCUUCGAUUUUGAAAUCCGUGACACGAAGUCUUAUCUAAGAUUAGGUGAUGUCCCUAAUAAGCGAGUUUACUAUUGUCGAGCGAACAAUUCAGUUGUCGACUUGGUUGGACCUGGCUCAUUUUGUGAGAUAACCGUUGAAGGUAAGCAAACAAUCAAACUCUUUAUUCUCAAAGGUCAUUUGAUGUGGUAUCAAAAGCCACUUGCGCCCUUAAUCAUUGUUGCCAUUCUCGUUGGAUGUCUUAUUGCUGUAAUUAUUUUGAUUUGUAUCAUCAUCUGCAUGUGUAGGCGACGUCGAAAGCGGUCAAGCAUGGAGAAGUCAUUGGUGGAUACAAAGCCGAAUGAUCCCAAUGCAGCGCCAUGCGAGAAUUAUGAAAAUUUACCGUUUCACGGUUUGCAAAGUCCGCCAACAAAGUUCAAUUAUUUAACAGCACCAGCAAAUAACCUGAAUGUUAAUUUAGUGCAUCAUCAGCAAAAACCAUUUGUUAGUCAUCCCUAUAGUGAGCAUUAUUAUUACGAAAGUAGCAAUAAUAACAAUCGAACAUACAAUAGUUCAACUCCAAAUAGUACCAUCAGGAGUGUUAAAAACUAUCGAAAGCCUCAUCCGCCGGUGGGAUCGGCUUUACAUGUCGUUCCAACAAAUGUCAACUAUAACGUUGUUAUGAACACUUCAACGCCUAAUUCGUCUUAUCAGGCAACAAAUCCCUUGACAAAUAAUUUAAAUCAUUCAUACAAUAAUACAAAUUCACACAAAUAUAGUAACAACAAUGUAAGCCAAAAUAACAAUUUAAACCAUAGCAAUGUUAGCUAUCAAAAUAAAAAAAUUGAUCAGAAUAAUACAAGCAAUUUGAGUCGAAGAUCGAGUCAGAGCAGUAGUAGUCAUGAAUGGAUGUCAGAGAAACCUCAUUCAUUAUCUUUGUGUAUAAAUCGAAUCAAUCUUAAGAAAUCAAACAAGAAUACAUCAUCAAGUGGUGCACAAUUUCAAUCAAUGCGAUGUCGAAAGCAUCGCAAUCGUAAUCAUUUCUUUAAUACGUCAACAACAACAUCAUAUCAAAAGUAUAAACUUACGAAAUCAUGUUCGAAUGACACUGUGAAUAGCGAUAAACCGUCCGAUCCUGAUGAUAGCUUAUAUAUUAAAAGAAGUGAUACAUACAUUUAUUAACUAAACCAAGCGAAAGAAGAAAAGUUGUUCCUUCAGUGUUUUAAUCAGGAAAAAAGAAAAUUUCAAAGAAAGAAAAUCUUCAGUUCAUGUGAUGGAAAAAUCCCAAAGAAUUCUUUUUUUAUACUUUUACAUGUUAGGGUGGAUUCAGGCAUUAGGGAAAUAAAGUUUUCAUGGUGGUAACCAGGAAGUGUUUCUUAUUAUUUAAAGGAAGUGGGUAGAAGGACCUAAGCUUUAAGAUUUUCUUUUUUUUAGGAGUGAAAUCCUUAAGUAAUUCAACUUCCAAUAAAAAUGAAUAAAAAGUAAUGUGAAAUUCUUCCUUUAUCGCAUGAUUCACAGAAGGCGUCAAAUCCUUCUUUAGAAGUACUUCUCUCUCUCUCUUUCUCUCUCUAUCUGUCUCGCUAUUAAGAAAUUGAAUUCAAUGUAUUUGGAUAAAAGCUUAAUGAAUAGAAGCUUUCAUGAGAGCUUUUGCGUAGGAUAAAAAACAAAACAUAAAAGUAUGUUCGCAAUCAUUUAUAUCGCGGUUUGAUUGAAUCCUUUAAGCCCCAGAACACUUUAAAAAUAUUCUCUCAUGAAACUUUAUCCUUUUAUUGCCUCAAUCCAUCCCAUGAAACCAUUAUCUAUUUUAUUUUGUCAUUCGACAUCACAACAAAGAAGUUAGAACAAACUGAAAUAAAAUUCUAUCAUUUCAAUAUCAUCGACUCGAAUGUUGUUUUUAUGUCUACAAAUUUUUCUGUCUUAGUUUACUUUUCGA
Clunio marinus is the source of this 4986-nucleotide messenger RNA. Lineage: Eukaryota; Metazoa; Arthropoda; Insecta; Diptera; Chironomidae. The record is from the annotation of a GenBank genome assembly.